Messenger RNA from Aureobasidium vineae, 2019 nucleotides. The record is from the annotation of a GenBank genome assembly. NCBI's taxonomy places the organism in Eukaryota, Fungi, Ascomycota, Dothideomycetes, Dothideales, Saccotheciaceae.
AUGGUUCAUAUCCAGAACUUCACAGAUGCUAGCUCGCUAGAGCCUCAUUGGGGUUACGCUGAUCGCGUAGUCCCUUGCACCAAUGACCCUGGAUCAUGCAAAUACCUCGAUGUCGUCUAUCACUCUCACGACUUGGGAAUGCUCUACUCUGGUAUCUUCUGGGCGACUGUUGCUGGCAUUCUGUUCAUAUGGACAUUGAGUCGUCGAUUGUUUCCCUCGAGACGUGCAGAUGAGGAAAUUCUUGUGCCUGUACGAGCAUCGUCAUCUCCGUCUCUAGGUGGCAUUGAGAGACUUCAACGUUCAUUAUCAGCACAUGCUCGGCGAUAUCUCCUUCCCGACUUUGCACGACAUAUUUUUGGCCGCACUACACGGUUACACGUCCUUAUACUACUCAUCCUCACGGGAUAUCUCGCCGUGUGGUCCUUUGUUGGCAUUGUAUAUGGCAAGUGGGUCACACCUGUGAAGAAGAUGCCUGGUGUCUACAACACUCGCACCAGUCUUGGACCUUGGGCAGAUCGUGUGGGUACUCUUGCAUAUGCCUUGACACCAUUGUCGAUCCUUCUCUCAAGCCGUGAAUCGAUCCUCUCGCUUCUCACUGGAUUGCCAUACCAAAGCUUCAACUUCCUUCAUCGCUGGCUGGGCUACAUCAUUGUAGCACAAUCGGUCCUUCACACGAUUGGUUGGACUAUUAUCGAGGCGAAGCUCUAUCAACCUCAGCCUACUGUUGCUCGGGAAUGGAUCAAGCAACUAUACAUGAUCUGGGGCUGUGUCGCCAUGAUCCUCCUGUUCCUUCUCUUUGCUCUCAGCACACCUUGGGCUAUCCGUAUUACGGGUUACGAGUUCUUCCGCAAGUCUCAUUACGUUUUGGCCAUGGUCUAUAUUGGCGCUUGCAUCGGUCACUGGGACAAGUUGUCUUGUUACCUUGUCCCUGCGUUGAUCGUAUGGUUCUUGGACCGUGGCGCUCGCCUCGUACGCACUGCCAUUCUACACUACACCGUCCUGCCUGGUGGUGAAGUCGCUUUUGGUCCUGCCAAAGCUUCAACUACAAUCUUCUCUGACUCCAACGGUGAUGUCGUUCGUCUGGACUUUGUUCACCCACACGAUGCCUGGGCUGUUGGUCAACACUUCUACCUUUGCUUCCCUGAAAGCAGUAUCUGGCAAUCCCAUCCCUUCACACCUCUGAGCCUUCCUGUUCACGAUGAUGUGAGUUGCGGUGUCCAGCACUCUUACAUCUUCCGUGCCAAAGGUGGCGAGACCAAGAAGAUUGCGCAGCUAGCAGCAAAGAAGUUGCAACACACUGGUGGAGUAGCUCCUCUGACUUCUGUCAUCUUGACUGGUCCCUAUGGCGAGGAAAUCACUACUCAUCUCACUCAAGAUGUCAACAUACUCUGCAUUGCUGGAGGUACAGGAAUCACCUAUGUCCUCCCCGUUCUCCUCGGCCUCGCACACCAACCUCGCUCCGUAAAGAGAAAAGUCACACUCGUCUGGGCCAUGCGCCAAAAAGCAGACAUGGCUUGGGUGCAACCAGAACUCGAUUGCCUCAGACAGCUAGCCAAAUCAAUCGACCUGACCAUCCGCAUCUUCGUCACUCGAGAAGCAGAAGGAAACUCCACUAUCAACGAGAAAGCCAAAUACACAGAAGAUUUCAAAUCAGCGUCAGAACCCAUCUUCAAAUCCAAAUCCGACCAGACACCAGACUCUUCGUCCGCUGCAUCAACUUCAGCCGCCUAUCCUUGCUGCGGCCCACCUUCCGAUUCCUUCGCCGUUCAAAAGACCGCAAUUCCAGCCUCUGAUCCAAGAGACCAGCCCAUCCACAGGCAUCCAGAUCUGAGCAUUAUGGUCAAAGAUUUCAUCGACGAGACCAUCUGCGGAAGAACAACCGUAUAUGCCAGUGGACCCAGACGCAUGAUUUCAGAGCUGAGAAGCAUUGUAGCAGAGGCCAAUGAUGGAUCAAAAGUGUGGAAGGCGGAUGAGAGAUAUGAUGUCAGUCUUGUGUGUGACGAUAGAUUAGAAUGGUAG